This is a messenger RNA of Coregonus sp. 'balchen', 7788 nucleotides long. The record is from the annotation of a GenBank genome assembly. NCBI's taxonomy places the organism in Eukaryota, Metazoa, Chordata, Actinopteri, Salmoniformes, Salmonidae.
AUGUCAAGGUCAGAGGUGACAGGUCAUACUAGCUCGAAAGUGAUGGUGACAUUAUCAUCAGUUGUGUGUUUCAUCAAGGAACAGAAUAGCACUGUAGUCACAAAGCUUCCUCUCUCUGUCAGUGGAUUCAUUCAAUCUUAUUUGAGAGGGAGCUAGGGCUUGAUGCAAUCUGAGGGAAUUGUUUGUAUGUGUGAUGUAGAUACUGGGAUGCAGUCUGACGGUUCUGCGUAUCAAAUUGCACCCUAGUCCCUAUAAAGUGCACUUCUUUUGACCAGAGCCCUAUGGGCCCUGGUCAAAAGUAGUGCAAUAAAUAGGGAAUGGGGUGCCUUUUGGGAUGCAGUCUGAUGGUGCUGCACUCCAGCUGUGGCUUAUCCCAAGGUAAUAAAAAUGGAACAAAUCAACUCAGUAAUCCUUCCUCAGCUCGCCAUUGUUCUUGGAACCAUGCAACAACAACAAAAAACAGAUCUUCUUCUUAGUAUGCAAUGCAGUAAUGUCAGAGCUGAAGAAUCCAGCCUUCUCUCAAUGUCUCUAAUGUCACAUUUCUAUCACAGGGUUUUAGCCUACACUGGUGCUAGGCCUAAAGACUCAGACCUUUGGGUUUCCACUCCUGAGGCCUAAAUGUGACAUGUUAUUGUGUGAGACUGAGACUGAGGCCUCACCCAUUCUCUCUUGUCUUUUUCUCACCAGGUUUCCCUGAUUUUCCAGGGAGUCCUCAGCGAUGGAGGUGCUACAGUGCGAUGGCUGUGACUUCCGUGCUGAGUCGUACGACGACCUCAAGACCCACAUCCAGGAUGUACACACAGCCUUCCUGCAGCCCACGGAUGUCGGAGACGGAGAGGGGGACGGGAGUCCCUGCCAGUCCAGGUCAGACUCUCUGAACUCCCUCAACCAGACAGAGGGGGAUGAGGAAGAGCAGAAUAAAUCUCCACAAACUGAAACGGGUAAGAGCACUGCAUCAACUGUGAUGUUUAUGGAUAAAUUAUUAUGAUUAAGGUUAGGAUUAUUAUGCUAAAGAUAAUGAUUGUUAUUAUUAUUAAUGAUAUUGAUAUAAUAUGUAUAGACAUAUGUCUUAUACUUUGCAUACAGUGCCUUCAGAAAGUAUUCAUACCCCUUGACUUAUUGCCAAUUUUUUUGUGUUACAGCCUGACUUCAAAAUGGAUCAAUUAGAUGUAUUUUCUCACCCAUCUACACACAAUACCCCAUAAUGACAAAGUGAAAACAUGUUUUUAGACCUUUUAGCAAAUGUAUUGAAAAUGAAAUACAGAAAUAUGUAAUUUACAUAAGUAUUCACAUCCCAAUCAAUACUUAGUAGUUUUUCUAGAUAAAAAAGAAAACUACCUCAAAAUCUGGGGGCUCCCGAGUGGCGCAGCGGUCUAAGGCACUGCAUCGCAGUGCUUGAGGCGUCACUACAGACCCGGGUUCGAUCCCAGACUGUGUCGCAGCCGGCUGCGACCAUGAGGCGGCGCUCAAUUGGCCGGGUUAGGGGAGGGUCAUGUUUUGGAGGACACAUGGCUCUCGACCUUUGCCUCUCCCGAGUCCGUACAGGAGUUGCAGCGAUGGAACAAGACCGUAACUACCAAUUGAGGAGAAAAAGGGGUAAAAAGUAAAACAUCUAUAUAAAAACAUCUAUGGCAAGACCGGAAAAUGUCUAUCAAUGAUCAACAACCAAUUUGACAGACCUUAAAAAUAAUGAGCAAAUGUUGCACAAUCCAGUUGUGGAAAGCUCUUAGAGACUUACCCAGAAAGACACAGCUGUAAUCGCUGCCAAAGGUCCUUCUACAAAUUAUUGACUCAGGGGUGUGAUUUCUUAUGUAAAUGAGAUAUUUCUACAAACAUGUUUUUACUUUGUCAUUAUGCGGUAUUGUGUGUAGAUGGAUGAGGAAAACAAUCCAUUUUGAAUUAAGGCCGUAACACAACAAAAUGUGGAAUAAGUCAAGGGGUAUGAAUACUUUUAGAUAUUUUAAUUAACAUUGAUAUUAAUAUUUAAGGAAAGACUGUUUUAACAUCUAUUUUUUCCUAUUUUUUUCAUUGGCCACUCCUUUGAAACAGACUUUUCAAGUUCGAACCAAAUGCCAUACAACAAGUCAGCAAACCAUCCCAACAAAACUGCAAACCAGUUAUUCCAGUGCAAGAUCUGUGUCCGUUACUUCAGAUCAAAAUCUUUGUUGUCUGAACACACCAAGAAGGUACAUGGAACCUCACUAAGUGGCGGGAACUCACCAGCCUCCCAGACGUCCAAACAGUCCAACUAUAACAUCCUUAUCCAUGACAGUAUUGGGAAAGUGUUCUCCUGCCAGUAUUGUACAUACAAGUCUCCACGCAAAGCCAGGAUCCUGAAGCACCAGAAGAUGUAUCAUAAAGGAAAUCUGGACCCCCCAGAAUCUCUGUCUGAGGCUGUUGAUGACUCUGAGGCAUUAUCGUCCGAGGAACCCAGUGAGGAACUAGCAGAGGAUGUGGUAGAGUGUGGUAUACUAGAGUCCAUGGUUAAACCUCUCGGGAAGUCAAGGGGAAACCAAACGCUUCGAAGAGAGUGGUGUAACAACAUGAUGAAAAAGCACCGCAACAUGGUGAAAAUGAUUUCAACCAUCCAGCCGGGUGGAGAAGGAGAAGGAAGCACAGGCUCUUCUAAAUCUGAUUCCCCCUCCUCCCCCAGAAGCCCUUCUAACUCCAAAAUGGUUUUCAAUGACCUGAGUGGCAAUGAAGCCUCCUCGGUAAUCAACUCCUCGGUUUUCAAGCUCAACAAGCCCGCCUCUGGGAUAUCACCCUAUCAGUAUUCCCAGAUCCAAUCGGUAGCGCCCAACAGCACGGGAUCCUCCAUUUUGUCUGACAGGUCCACCUUCUUCAUGUCCGAUGUUUCCAACUCUGCCAUGGAGAUGGAUUCAAGCAUGCUUGACGACUCCAGGAGCAGCUCUGAGGAAGACGACGAGGAACUGGGUGAUGAGGAUGAUUCCAAUUACACCGACCCCUUGUCAGCUGUAGAUUCUGCUAAGCAGCUUCUGUCCGAAGAGGAUAACAAGAUGCUGGAGACUAAAGGGAUACCAUUCAGAAGGUACAUGAAUAGGUUCCAGUGUCCCUUCUGCUCUUUCCUCACCAUGCAUCGCAGAAGCAUCUCCCGUCACAUUGAGAACAUACAUCUAUCUGGGAAGACGACGGUAUACAAGUGUGAUGAGUGCCCCUUUAUCUGCACCAGCCCUCUCAAGUUAGGCACGCACAAGCAAAGUCACUCCUUAGACUGGGACACCAUGGACCUGACCAGUGAAAGCCCAGGUCCUCAGAAUAACGUUACAACAGAAUCAGUGAACGGAGGACACGUUGCUGCUUCCAAAGUCAAUGGGAAAAAGCUAAGUAAUGUGGGCAAUGAUCUAAACCAGCAAAAUCCUCACCGCUGUACACUCUGUAGCUUCUCGACCACCACGCUGAAAGGGCUGCGAGUUCACCAGCAACACAAGCACUCCUACUGUGACGACAUGCAAGCUGCCAACUUGGAGGGCUCUACAAACGAGCAACAGGACUCAGAAAUGGAAACAUUCUCCAGUUCUCCGAGCCAGGUACAAAAAACCCAAACUUCAAUUCUAGGACUUGGAUCCAAAAAGCACUUAACUGGAAAAACUGCAAGAAAGUCCAUCAAUGAUCUACCUUUGGAUCUGUCUCCAGUCAAGAAGAGAACUAGGAUUGAUGAAAUCGCCAACAAUCUUCAGAGCAAGAUCAGUCAGCAACAGGAGGAUCUGGUGAUUAAUCUGGAAGAAAUGGAUGAUGAAGAGGAAGGAGAGCUCAACAUUCAUGAAGAUGCAGGCAGAGACAAGGAGGAGAACAACAGCGAGAGUAAAAAUCAUGGCUAUGUUUACAACAAGAUUUACGAAGGCCGGGUGGGGAAAAGAAAAAGAACCCUCACGUCAAAGCUAAGAAACAUUCCCAUCGCGAUGACACUCUCUGACGAUGAGGACAAUGAGUCUGCUGAUCCUAAAGUGGAUCUCCAAGACCAGAGCAGCCAAGACAGCCGGGACACUUCUUUCCAGGAGAACCUGGACUAUACAGAGGACUCUGGGAUGGCACGCUUCUAUUGCAAGCACUGUGACUACCAUAACAAGUCAGCCCGCAGUGUGAGCACCCACUACCAGAGAAUGCACCCCUACAUUAAGUUUAGCUUUAGAUACAUCCUCGACCCUGAGGAUCAAAGUGCCGUCUUCCGUUGUCUGGAGUGCUUCAUUGAAUACACCAACUUCAACAACCUUCAUGAGCACUACAUGGAUCACCACCCAGAAGCCAGCAACGUGCUGAACUUCAACCAGCCGGAUUUGGUGUACAUGUGCCGCUUUUGUUCGUACACAAGUCCAAACGUCAGAAGCUUGAUGCCCCAUUACCAAAGAAUGCACCCUGAGGUGAAAAUAAACAAUGCUAUGAUCUUCUCGAGUUACGUGGUGGAACAGCAGCACAAGGGAGCAGAAUCUCAAACGCUGAGAGAAAUUUUAAAUUCCGGUCCCAAGAGUUUCACAUGUAGCUCCUCCACUUCCACACCCAAGUCCUCGUCCAGUCCUGUGCUCAAAAGUGUUGCAAAGACACAAGAUUCAAGCUCCGAGACGGAGGCCCUGAAAGAGGUUGGUAAUGUUGUGGUCUAUGACUGUGACAUGUGCUCCUUUGCUAGCCCUAACAUGCACUCUGUAUUGGUUCACUAUCAGAAAAAGCACCCAGAGCAAAAGGCCUCAUAUUUCCGCAUUCAGAAAACCAUGAGAGUUAUCACAGUCGAUAGGCCACAGUCAGCAGGCAACUCUUCUUACAAUGUCAAUAUACCAACCCCUGCUAAGUCGCCAAGCGCCGCCAUGCCAUUUGGUACAGAUGAGGAGAUAUACUACUGUAAACAUUGUGUGUACAGCAACCGCUCUGUAGUGGGAGUUCUUGUCCAUUAUCAAAAGAGACAUCCAGAAAUAAAGGUGACAGCGAAAUACAUCAAGCACGCCGCUCCCACCCCUGGGUUGAUGAAACUAAUGGAUGAGCUUCAGAUUGCACCCCCAAAGCAGUUUCUCAAACAGUUCAACAACAACGGAUUUGAUGGGUCCAGCAAUUCUCACGCUAGAGUUGGCACAGAGAAAGGAGAAGCAGAGAUGCUUUUCUUCUGUCAGCAUUGUGACUACGGGAACCGCACUGUAAAAGGAGUGCUUAUUCACUACCAGAAGAAGCACAGGGAUGCAAAGUCCAAUGCUGACCUUGUACGCCGACACACUGCAGUGGUCCGCAGUCAACGAGAGCGAGUGCAGAUGGGCCAGUCAGGCACUGCCGCCUCUGCCAUAGCCCCUGCUGCUCCCACCGAGACUGAGACAUCCUCCGGAGCUCUUCGCUCACUGAAGUGCAGGAACUGCUCUUAUACAUCUCCAUAUGUGUACGCAUUAAAGAAGCACCUGAAGAAGGAUCAUCCUACUGUGAAGGCUACAGCCAUGACCAUUUUACACUGGGCUUACCAAGACGGCAUCCUGGAGGCUGGUUAUCACUGUGAGUGGUGCAUCUACUCCCAUGCGGAACCCAACGGGCUGCUAAUGCAUUACCAAAGACGCCACCCAGAGCACAAUGUUGACUACACGUACAUGGCCAGCAAGCUGUGGGCGGGGCCUGAUACUACCGCCUCCCAACCAGGGGGGAACCCUGGGGACAGUAAGCACUACCAAUGCAGAGAUUGUGCCUUCGAGGCGUGCUCCAUCUGGGAUAUUACCAACCACUACCAAGCUGUCCACCCCUGGGCCGUCAAAGGGGAUGAGUCUGUGCUAUUGGACAUAAUCAAAGGUCCAAGGUCCCAAGAGAAACUCCACCCCUCAAUGGCUAAAGGACCACCUUUCACUUUUCUUCCGACUGCUCAUGAUGAAGGACCACUGGAUAUCCCUACGCCACCUCAAGAGCACCAACACCACCAAUACCAUCCCAGGCUCUCCCACACAAGCACCUCAAUCGCCAACAACCCCUACCAGUGCACUGUAUGUCUGUCUGAGUAUAACAGCCUACAUGGACUUCUGACACACUAUGGCAAGAAACACCCAGGCAUGAAAGUCAAGGCGGCUGACUUCGCACAGGAAGCUGACAUAAAUCCAAGUUCGGUUUACAAGUGCCGACACUGUCCAUAUGUGAACUCACGCAUCCAUGGAGUUCUUACUCAUUACCAGAAGAGGCAUCCAUUGGUGAAAGUCACCGCUGAGGAUUUUGCGGAUGACAUCGAGCAGGUUAAAGAUAUAACUGAAGUGGAUGACAAGUGCAAGACCCAAAGACAGGGUUACGGUGCGUACAGAUGCAAAAUGUGUCCGUACACUCAUGGGACAUUGGAGAAACUGAAAAUUCACUAUGAGAAAUAUCACAAUCAACCAGCUUCAGAUAUGUUCAAGCCUUCCCUCAUGCAAUAUUCCACCUUGAAAGAUGAGGCGAUCGCUGAAUGCAGUGCCACAAGUGUACCAUCAGAGGUACAAGAGGUUAGCGAAUUCAAACUUGCUCUUACCCAGUUCCCUAUCAACAAAGGAGAGACCCAUGCUGUGUUUAGGUGUCAGCUCUGCAAGUACUUCUGCUCAACCAGAAAAGGCAUAGCUCGACACUACCGCAUCAAGCACAACAACGUCAGGGCUCAGCCGGAAGGCAAGAACAAUGUCUUCAAGUGUGCUCUCUGUUCAUACACCAAUCCCAUUCGCAAAGGCCUGGCGGCGCAUUACCAGAAGCGUCAUGACAUUGAUGCCUAUUACACACAUUGCCUGGCAGGCUCCAAGACUUUGACGGAGAAGCCCAGUAAAGUGGUGGUGCCCGUGGCAUCGGAGGCUGAAGGGUCAGAGCUGAGCGAGGAGCUACGAUUGGCCGUGGAGAGGAGGAAGUGUUCGCUCUGUGCGUUCCAGGCCUUUAGCAGGAAGAGCAUAGUUUCACACUACAUCAAACGCCAUCCAGGAGUCUUCCCCAAGCGGCAACACACCAGCAAGCUCGGACGCUACUUCACUGUGCUCUAUGCCAAAGAACCCGAACCUGUUGAAGAGGUAACAGAAGUGGUGGAGGUUGAACCGAAGCCCGAACCAGAGGGAGAGGUUGCCGAGUGGCUGCCUUUCAAGUGUCUAAAAUGCUUCCAGCUAUCCUUCAGCACAGUCAAACUUCUCUCCAUGCACUACAACGACCAUCACAGUGGCAAGGACCACAAACAGGACUUUGUCAUCCACCCCAGCCUCACGGAAGAUGGGAUGGAGACAGAACUCUAUCAGUGUUCCCACUGCGAGUUGAAGUUCCUGGGCCUUCCUCUCCUCAGCACUCACCUGAUGAACCAUAACGAGGAGUUCCAGAAGAGGGCGAUGCGGCAAGAGAGGAGGAAGCAGCUCCUUAGUAAGCAGAAGUCGUCCGAGCUGCUGGAGACAAAGCCUGAGAAAGUGAGUAGAAGAGUUUACAAAAGGAUGGUGAUUUAUCAUCUCAGUAAAAUACUAGAUGUGGCCAUUGUUUUGGACUCAGAGUAGAAUGAGACUGUGCAUAAUAACCAACAGUAUAGGGAGCGUUUUCAGUGUAUUGGGCUAACAUGGUAAUGUUACACAUAGUAUUGAUGUUUAAAGUUUUAUCGUUAGAAAUUAAAUCAGUUAUAAAGAAUAUCAGUGGAAUGAGUGUAAGGCUGUUAGAUUUACCACCUUUUCUUCCGUUUUUCUUUUAUUUUAGCUGGUGAACAAUGCUGACAAAGCACCGAUCGGCUACAGGUGUAACUUCUGUGUGGAGGUCCACCCCACUCUCAGAGCCAUCUGUAACCACCUGAGGAAACAUGUCCAGUACGGGGAGGUCAAAGAGGGCCAUGUCAAG